AUGCUCAAAACACGAAGUGGCAGAUUGCAUCCCGACGAGCUCCGCGCCACAACAAGCGAGUUCUUACCUAACUCCCGAGGAAAUAUUAUGGGUAUUUUCCUCAUGCUCGUCCUCAAGUGGUAUACCGAGUUCCAACAGCUUCUCAUCAUUCGCGACUCCAGAAAUCUGCUUGCCACCAAAACCUCCCUCGGCAAAAAAGAUUGCCAUUACAGCUCCAAUCGGUCGUACAAUAUGAGACCAGAGGAGAUAAGGAGGGAAGACUCGACCAAGGCCUCAGAUCAAAAGACACAUAAACCUCGCUUUGAUUUGAUUGACGAUGAUUCUGGUAUAUGCAAGUCGGAUGGCAUACCAAUUCUGGCUCAAAGCCGGGAAGGCCAAGGUCUGUGUCGAGAUGAAAUCCAAUCACUUAAGGCAAUGACCAAAACGGAAAACAUUAAUGAUUCUUAUCGGUAUCUUAACACACUACCGCCUCUGAAACCUGGACAAUUGCAUGCUACUACAGAAGAACUGGAUGACAGAGAAUCCUCUUAA
This is a messenger RNA of Fusarium musae, 531 nucleotides long. RefSeq lists its product as uncharacterized. The transcript is spliced from 3 exons. The record is from RefSeq and is a predicted model, not a curated record. NCBI's taxonomy places the organism in Eukaryota, Fungi, Ascomycota, Sordariomycetes, Hypocreales, Nectriaceae. The coding region runs from base 1 to 531 and encodes 176 amino acids.